Molecule: messenger RNA, 935 nt
Organism: Stomoxys calcitrans (stable fly)
Lineage: Eukaryota; Metazoa; Arthropoda; Insecta; Diptera; Muscidae
Product: microfibril-associated glycoprotein 4
Exons: 5
Coding region: 23-886 (287 amino acids)
Source: RefSeq, a predicted model, not a curated record
UUGUUUAAGUCUCGAAAAGAACAUGGUUGGCUACAAAGUACUGUUGACACUUGUUAUUGCAAUUAAUGGCAUUUGUUUUAUUGCCGCCAUGCCCUCGGCACAGGAAAUUGGUAAUUUAAUGACCUUACAGCUUUUUGAAAUUCCAAGCACACUGGCCAAUGAAACAGAUCCAAAUGGACUUCCUUUAUUCGAUAUACGUUAUGAUGCCAUGCCAAGUCAUUGCAAAACAAACUCUUCCUCGCCUGUUCCGAAAAAUUGUGCCGAAGCAACAGCCUGUACCAGACGUAGUGGUUACUAUUUUAUCAAAAUGAAUGCCUUUAGCAGUAAUUCCUUCCUUGUGGAAUGUGAUGCUCAUACAGAAGGUGGUGAUUGGACAGUGAUUCAAAGACGUUUUGAUGGCUCGGAAAGCUUCUUUCGCACAUGGGAUCAAUAUCGUCAAGGAUUUGGUGAAAUUGAAGGAGAGUAUUUUAUAGGUUUGGAUAAAAUCUAUGCUUUGACAAAUUUGGAUGGUCGCCAAGAAUUGAUGAUUCAAUUCGAACGCAGUGAUCUGCUCACAAGUUAUGCCAAAUACAGUUCAUUCGCAAUUGGUAAUGAGACCGAAAGAUUUGUCUUGAAGAGAGUUGGCCGAUAUACGGGAACUGCUGGUGAUUCAUUGUUGGCCCAUGUUGGCGCCAGAUUCUCAACAAUGGAUAGAGAUAAUGGUAGCACUAAUCCCAAUAUGGCUAUAACUUUUUCGAGUGCCUGGUGGUACAACAACAAUCGUAUUAGUGACUUAAAUGGACUUUAUGGCAAAAUUGACAAUAGAGGUCUUUUAUGGACUGGGUAUUAUGUCAAUGGCCGUUAUAUAAAAACUGUAAAAAUGAUGGUUCGUCGUUAUAGAGUUUAAGCAAAUAAUAAAAGUUAAAAAAAAUAAUAAAAAUAUAUCGCUUAUGUCC